AAUUUCUGCUAACCCAAAUUCAGUAACUAGAGUUCAGUGAUAAACUCUGAAGUCAGGCCCAUAAAUGUGGCCACAGCGGUGAUGGGUGGCAGAGACAGCGAAAAUAGCCAAACCAUUUCUGUCUCAGCUCCAUGCUUGCAAGAAAACCUACAGAGACAAACUUUUCAACAAAACAAGCACAUUCAGUAUUUGCAGGUAUGAGAAACCACACAAACAUAGCUCGCAUCCCCUCCUGACCUUCUGUAACUUUUUAUAAACCUUCAAUCCAUUCCCCUCUCUUCAUUCUUUCAGUCUCCUGCUUUCUCCCUCGCUUUCCAGACAACACAAAAUCUCUUACCAAAAUCUUUCUUGUGGUUUCCCUCAGUGGUACAUAAUAGAUUGUAUGGCUACAAUAUUUUAAACAAGAACAGAAACAUGCAUAUACUGUAACAAAAUAACUUUACAUCACAUAAAAUCAGUGUGAAACAUUUGAGACUAACUGUAGUUUUUUUCCAUACCCUAAGGAAUAAUAAUGUGUAACCGGCUUCUCUAAAUGAUGAUAGAUAUUUAUAAUACAUUGGAUCUGAAUGACCAAAGCAGCUCCGGUGGAGGGAAGUCUGGCUACAGUGUGACAACAUGGCCACUGCAGCUUAAAACCUGGAGCCGGAGUCCCUGACCAGUGAAGGCAAACCUUGGUCAGGUUUGGCCAGAAGUUGAGGCAAGCAGGCCCCAGGCCAGGUGGAGAGAACUCAUCCACCAGCAUGGGAGGGAGCAGGGUGGUAUGGGGGGGGGGAUUAACCUCUCCAGCCACAGCAAUUAACCCAGAUUCUCUGUUCAGUGUUUGAAACUAUUUGAAACUAUUAAGGUACAUCCACUCCCUACAGCUGUGGCUGGCAGCCUUGCUACAUUGUAACAACAAGGCUACAUAGCCCAGCCACCCAUUCAUACAAGCAUGCUGCCCCCGCAGCCUCCUGCUUGUAUGGAGAAUCUGCCCAUGUUCCCCUGCACUACAGGCCAAGGCUGACUGCUUUUCAUGAAAUGCUUAAGGCAGCGGGUAGAGGUUAUUUGUCUUAAUCCCUUUUAAGAAAAUAUACCCCUAUGCUUAUGGCCCUAUCUCUAAAGUCCUGUUAGUGAUCCCAAUCUCAAGGCCAAAGAAGUCACAAUUUGAAUCUGUCCCACGUCAAUGUCAGUCUAAGUCAGGACAAAACACAACAACACGCAGACACACAGGACAAUGGACAGGCAAAUCCUCUUGGUGCCAAACAAACCAAAGACGACAGCCUCAAGCUGUUUUGCCAGUGCAACCAGCCCGUCCAUCUAGAGAACCAAGACAUUGAGAGCAUCCCCCCAUGUCUCUCUACAGAACUGAGAAGCACAGCCUGCAUGUCUCUAGACAGAACUGAUACACCAGGAGCAUCCCGCCAGACUCUCUACAGAAACCAGAGGACCCUGGGGACCUCUCCUCAGCUCCUUUUCCCCAGACACUGUUGACAACUGAGGUGUUCUAAUCUCCAUUGGGUGGAGAGAAUCCGGAGAAACAACCAGCGUAGCCCAGAUCACCUGUUAUAAAGUCCACGGAGUCCGCAGAACUCAGGAGACGCCCGAGAUCUGAGAUGGGGGCGAUGGCGCCGCGCACGCUGCUCCUGCUGCUGGCGGCCGCCCUGGCCCCGACCCAGACCCGCGCGGGUUCGCACUCCAUGCGGUAUUUCUACACCAUCGUGUCCCGGCCCGGCCUCCGGGAGCCCAGAUAUGUGGAAGUCGGCUAUGUGGACGACAAGCAGUUCGUGCGCUUCGACAGCGACGCGGAGACUCCAAGGAAGGAGCCCCGCGCGCCAUGGAUGGAGCAGGAGGGGCCGGAGUAUUGGGAGAGGAGCACACAAAGAACCAAGAACCGCGAGCAGGCUUUCCGAGGGAACCUGAGGACCCUGCUUGGCUACUACAACCAGAGCGAGGGCGGCUCUCACACCAUCCAGGAGAUGUAUGGCUGUGACAUGGGGUCCGAUGGGCGCCUCCUCCGGGGUUAUAAACAAUUCGCCUACGACGGCCACGAUUACAUCGCCCUGAACGACGACCUGACGACGUGGACGGCUGCGGACACAGCAGCACAGAUCACUCUGAGCAAGUGGGAGCAGGCUGGUGCUGGGGAGAUCAGCAGGGCCUACCUGGAGGGCGAGUGCGUGCAGUCUCUGCGCAGAUACCUGGAGAACGGGAAGGACACACUGCUGCGCACAGACCCCCCAAAGGCACACGUGACCCAUCAUCCUGGAUCUAAAGGUGAUGUCACCCUGAGGUGCUGGGCCAUGGACUUCUAUCCUGCUGACAUCACCCUGAGCUGGCAGAGGGAGGAGGAGGAACAGACUCAGGAUAUGGAGCUGGUGGAGACCAGACCUUCUGGAGAUGGAACCUUCCAGAAGUGGGCAUCUCUGGUGGUGCCUUCUGGGGAGGAGCACAAAUACACAUGCCAUGUGCACCAUGAGGGGCUGCCUGAGUCCCUGACCCUGAGAUGGGAGCCUCCUCAGUCCAUGGUCCCCAUCAUGGCAGUCAUUGCUGGUCUGGUUCUCCUUGGAGCUGUGAUCAUUGGAGCUGUGGUGGCUGUUGUGAGGAAGAGGAGGAGAAACCCAGGUGGAAUAGGAGGGAACUAUGCUCCAGCUCCAGACAGGGACAGCGCCCAGAGCUCUGAUGUGUCCUUCCAAGACUGUAAUGGUAACACUCUGAGAGCUGAUAUCGGGAGGGGCAGAGUAGACAUGAUUGGGUUUCAGGGCCUCCCAGAAUCACCUUUUAGUGAAUGGCGGGUUGUUGGGAUGUUGUCUUCACAAUAAUU
Messenger RNA from Microtus ochrogaster (prairie vole), 2800 nucleotides. Its product is annotated as H-2 class I histocompatibility antigen, L-D alpha chain-like. NCBI's taxonomy places the organism in Eukaryota, Metazoa, Chordata, Mammalia, Rodentia, Cricetidae. The transcript has 8 exons. Bases 1593 to 2798 code for a protein of 401 amino acids. The record is from RefSeq and is a predicted model, not a curated record.